UGUUGGUGCGUGUUAGGGCUCUGUCAAUAAGAGAAAACGGUUUGAAUAUUGUUCAAACAUGUAAGCUGUUUUACAUGUAGGUCUGCAUCUUCGUCUUGUACACCGACAACAUUGUAAAGAUACUGGUGUAUAUUUAUUUAUAAGUUAACAUUUAUCCACUUAACAUUCCUUGGAAAUCAUCAUUUCACAAUGCUGCUUUUAAUGUCUGAAGUAAUCAGAAAAUGAUGUGUAAUGUAACCUGACAAAUGACUUCAGUUCAACACUUUUCUCAAUAUGGAGUACCGUGCAGAGACAUGUAUACACACUUGACGGUUGCAGUGGAUUUGGUAAAGGGAUUCUAAUUUUUAUUAUUUUUACCCGGGAAGCGGCAUUCAAAUAUCGUGAUCGAGAAGAAAAAAAAGAAGAAUGUUGUAGCGUUGGGAAUAUAGAUUCACGUUUACGACAACCCAGACAUUAUGGGAUCGAUAGUGUAUUUAUGAAAGAAUUUUUUAAUAUGCUGUGGAUACGAACGUGCUGGUGCUGGUAUUUCUUCGUCUAUAGUUGCUGUUUUUACAUGGUCAACGGUGAAGACGUCAAGCCAUCCUUUCUUCAUGUUCCUGCUGAAUCGCUAAGAGUUCCGCCGAAUUCGUCUGUUACUUUGACGUGUAAGGCGGCAGGGUCGCCACCUCCAAACAUCACUUGGACCAAAUGGAAGAAUGCUGCUGAGAUUCCAGCGUCAUGGGUUGUCUCCCCUGGAGUAAUUCACAUUCAACGUUUUCAACAGGACAACGUGGGACAGUAUACCUGCACAGCUGUCAACAGUCUGGGUUCUGUCAACUACACGACUAACAUAACCAUUUUAAAUGAGCAUGUCUUUGUAAGUUCAGAAACAACAGUGAAAGCCGGUUCAUCCUUAGCUCUUGAAUGUCACGCCUCUAGUACCGCCAAAACUGUCACAUGGAUAACUCCCACUUCAGGUAACUUUACAGUGACAGAUAUCGUAGGUCAGGGUAAAAUCAGCGUGGACGUGAACCACACCCUCCAUGUUGCACGGACUGACAGACGGCACCAUGGACUGUACACCUGUGUUGUGACGGACGAAGUCAGCUCUCUGAUGUUAGGUGUUCAGGUCAAUGUAGAGAGUCCUCCUGUGAUCACCGUUCCGCCCGUGGGUCGUCAGGUUUUGGCGGGAGAACACGUCACAUUCACCUGUGGAGCAGACGGAUACCCUCCCCCCACCAUAGAGUGGUUCAAAGAUCUUCCAAAUGGGUCGCUCACAAACCUGAAGAGGUACACCACGGCAGAGGGCACUAUUGUAAUCCCAAGUGCCAGCCAGGCAGAUGUGGGGAUAUACAGGUGUAUUGCCAACAACACACAGGGCUCCACUGUUGCCAUAGCGACCCUGAAUGUAAUAAUUAAACCAUUCUUCCAUACAAGCAUUCAAGACAAGCUGGUACAAAUCGGUGAUGAAGUCACACUACAGUGCAAGGCUGAAGGAAGUCCAGUACCUGUUCAGAGAUGGGAGAGAUAUGGGAAAACUAUGAUUAUAGGUGGGUACCACAGUUCAGAGAUGGGAGAGAUAUGGGAAAACUAUGAUUAUAGGUGGGUACCACAGUUCAGAGAUGGGAGAGAUAUGGGAAAACUAUGA
Molecule: messenger RNA, 1627 nt
Organism: Gigantopelta aegis
Lineage: Eukaryota; Metazoa; Mollusca; Gastropoda; Neomphalida; Peltospiridae
Product: peroxidasin homolog
Exons: 8
Coding region: 476-1627 (383 amino acids)
Source: RefSeq, a predicted model, not a curated record